Fusarium coffeatum is the source of this 717-nucleotide messenger RNA. RefSeq lists its product as uncharacterized. The coding region runs from base 1 to 717 and encodes 238 amino acids. Gene Ontology annotation, biological process: mRNA splicing, via spliceosome. Gene Ontology annotation, cellular component: U2 snRNP. The transcript is spliced from 5 exons. Lineage: Eukaryota; Fungi; Ascomycota; Sordariomycetes; Hypocreales; Nectriaceae. The record is from RefSeq and is a predicted model, not a curated record. Gene Ontology annotation, molecular function: U2 snRNA binding; protein binding.
AUGCGGCUCACCGCCGACCUCAUCCGGGAUUCCCUAUCCUACCUCAAUCCUCUGAAGGAGCGAGAGCUUGAUCUCCGAGCCAUUGAGAACUUGGGUGUUGCUGGCCCUCACGAUGCCAUCGACUUCACCGAUAAUGACAUUCAAGUACUGGGCAACUUCCCCCUAUCGCCUCGCAUAACGACCCUUCUCCUCGCACGAAACCGCGUCUCGAACAUUCAGCCCUCUCUGGCCAAGGCCAUCCCGAACCUUUCUAACCUGGUGCUCUCGUCAAACAACGUCGCAGAGCUCGCCGACCUGGACGCGCUAGCGCUGUUCCCCCGAUUGACGCACUUGGUGCUAUCUGAUAACCCUGUAUCCAAGAAGGAGAACUACCGAUACUGGGUGCUCUGGAAAUGCCCUUCCGUGCGAUUCCUCGACUUCGUCAAGGUGAAGGAGUCUGAGAGGGAGCAUGCUCGCGAAUUAUUCGGAACUGAGGAAGAGCCUACUGCCCUGGCUGCCAAGAUCCAAGGUAUCAAGACCACCAACUUCAGCGCCUCCGCCGACGGCUCGGAAGCGCCCUCCAAGCUCUCACGAAUAAAGCUUACAGAUGCCGAGAAGAAGCGAUUGCAGGAGCGUAUCAAGAAGGCUACCAGCCUGCAGGAGAUUAUUGCGUUGGAGAAGGAGCUCAACGAGGGACGUCUGCCUUCUGGUAUUCACGGAGACGCUAUGGAGGAAUAA